This is a messenger RNA of Anolis sagrei ordinatus, 5414 nucleotides long. RefSeq names its product oxidative stress induced growth inhibitor family member 2 (gene OSGIN2). The record is from RefSeq and is a predicted model, not a curated record. NCBI's taxonomy places the organism in Eukaryota, Metazoa, Chordata, Lepidosauria, Squamata, Anolidae. Gene Ontology annotation, biological process: negative regulation of cell growth. Gene Ontology annotation, molecular function: growth factor activity.
GGCGGCGGCGGCUCCUCCCUCUUGGCCUGGUGCCGCGUGCGAAGCGGGGAAAGGGAAGGCGGCGGCGGCGGCGGCGGAAGCAGGCGACCAGCGGCAUCCUCUCCUCCUCCUCUUCCAUCCCUCGCCGGCCGCCGCCUGCUGAGGAGCCGCUGCCGCUCUCCCUCAGCCCCCUCAUGACGGUUUGGUGCUGCCGGUGCUCCCUGGGCAGCCACUUCAGAAACUAUUGUAGCUCUGAACCUGAAGGACGCUUUUUGAAUUCAUUAGUGCAGUAUUUUGGUGACAACCUUGGGACAAAUGUUAAAACAAUGCCCUUGUUAGAAGAAACUACUCUGCCUGUGGACCCACCACUGACUUUGCCAAUGGUGAUAAUAGGUAAUGGACCUUCAGGAAUUUGCCUUUCUUACAUGCUCUCUGGAUAUAGGCCAUAUUUAUCUCCUGAAGCAGAGCAUCCAAAUCUUAUUUUGCACAAUAAAUUAAAAGAAGCCAGUCACCUCUCUCUUGUUGAUCAGGAUUUGGAGUAUUUUGCUGAAGGCCUAGAAGGACGCUCUUCGAAUCCUGUCGCAGUUCUCUUUGACACAUUGCUUCAUCCUGAUGCUGACUUCGGAUUUAACUAUCCAUCUAUUCUUCACUGGAAACUUGAACCACAGCACUAUAUCCCUCAUAUAGUGCUUGGCAAAGGGCCGCCUGGUGGGGCUUGGCAUUCAAUGGAAGGUUCUAUGCUGACCAUUAGCUUUGGAGACUGGAUGGAAUUACCUGGAUACACAUUUAAAGACUGGGCCUCUAAUAAGCGAAGAAAUAUAAAGUGUGACAGAGUUCUGCCCGAAGAAAUUGCUAGCUACUACAAGCACUAUGUUAAAGUAAUGGGCCUACAAAAGAACUUCAGAGAGAACACCUACAUAACAUCCGUAUCAAGACUCUACCGGGAACAAGAUCCAGAAGAUGAAAGCCAAGUGACCAAAGAUGCUUUGCCACAACAUUUGCUGCUGGAAGAGCAAGGUGGGCAGAUUACACCUGUCAGGAGAAACUGGGAAGUCAGAGGGUAUCAGACGGCAGCAGAUGGGUCUCAUGUGCCAUUCUGCUUGUUUGCUGAGAAUGUGGCUCUUGCCACUGGGACCUUUGAUGCUCCUGGGCGGCUCCAGGUUGACGGAGAAGACUCCCCCGUUGUGCUCCAUUCAAUAUCUGAGUUUGGAGCAACUAUCAACAAAGGAAUAUUACGUGGAAAACCUGACCCCGUUUUAAUAAUUGGCGGUGGACUUUCAGCAGCCGAUGCAGUUCUGUGUGCUUACAAUAACAGUAUCCCUGUAGUACACGUAUUCCGUAGGAGGGUCACUGACCCAAGUUUAAUUUUCAAACAGUUGCCUAAAAAGAUUUACCCAGAGUACCAUAAGGUAUAUCAUAUGAUGUGUACUCACUCAGUUACUACGGACUAUAAUUUACACUCCGCCUAUACCAGUUUUCCUGAACAUCGAGUACUUUCAUUUCAGCCAGAUAUGAAGUGUGUCCUUCAGAGUGCCUCUGGACAGAAGAAGAUCUUAAAGUUUUCUGUUGCUGUAGUAUUAAUAGGUUCACAUCCUGACUUAUGCUUCCUAAAGGACCAAGGCCAGGGCAUAGGCCAUAAAUCAAAUGAACCGAUUACUUGCAAAGGUAAUCCCAUUGAAAUCGACCCAUAUACUUAUGAGUGCACAAAGGAACCUAACCUUUUUGCAUUAGGUCCACUGGUUGGAGACAAUUUUGUACGCUUUUUAAAAGGGGGGGCACUGGGCAUUACACAGUGCUUGGCUGCAAAGAUGAAGAAAAGGCAUCAGCUGCUAGUUGAAAGAGAUGGAAUACCCUAGAACAAACAGCCAUAGACCUCAUGCAAAGAACCUCAGACAUAAUGCUAACAAGUCAUCUUUUAACAUCUACAGUUACUAGCAGCCUUGUUUUUGUUAUAUAUUCCACUCCUUCGUGCUUGCAUUGCCUCAUAGAAGAGGAUGAUAUUCCAGCCUUUGCAAAGUGCAGAAGUACUGCCUGUUUUUUUCUGGACUUACUUCCAGUUAAAGUAAUAAUUAUGAUUACUCAUUUGGAUUUGUUUUGGUUUCUUACCCUACUGAGAGCAAAUUUAGCACUUGAACAAAAAAGGGUUGCUUCCAUUAGCUUAGUGUUUUAUUAUAUAAAACUAGACCAAAAUCUAAAUUUUCCCAUAAAAUGAAGCAAAAUAUUCACCAAUUUGUUUGUAGCAAAACCUUUUAUUUAACUGGGGUCAUUGUGGCAAUUAUAUCGGAUGCCUUUUAAGUGGCCUAUAAAAUAAAGGUUUCUUUUCCUGAGUGGAAAUCAAAGUGUAUCCUAGAUACUGCUUCUAUUGAUAAUUGAAAACAGUUGUCAUAAAAAUGCUGUCUUACUAUGUCAAAGGAAUGGUGCAUUGAUUUUGGCUUCUACUAUUAAAAUAGUAUAAACUGAAGUGCUGUUACAAGUGCACUUACUACAUUAUUAUGAAAGAUGCAGUGUUUUUCAAACAUUAAUGGAGUGUAUCUUGUAGUACACUUCAUACCGAAAUAAUGAAAAUAGGGUAUAAUGGAAACCUUCACCUGUGUGUUGCCAGUGUCUCAGAAGCUAAAAUAUGCCUAAUUUUCAGGGCCCCAGUUAAUGAAAACACAUACAACUAUCCAAAGCAAGAUAACACAGAGAUUUCAACCUCAUUAUCCAAAGCCCAUUCAAACAGGGAACAACCUAGAAUUUCUUGCAGAUUUUUAUUACUGCAGACUCGCAAUAACUCCCAAAGUGAAAAGCAGAAUUAGCUUGUUAGGUUGAGCAUUCGAAAAAAGCAAUGUGUUGUUCCCUUACAUACUCCAAAGUGACUUUUGGCGAAUCAAGUCCAUAGUUAAGCUCUGGAGCAUGAUUGAUUUGAAUGGAUAUGAACCAGAUUAAAAAAUUUAUAUGGAUGUACUUACAGGCUGCAAUCCCUGUGAAUACAUGUCAAGUGUGCAUGCAAAUCAUAUUUUUCCCCAAUCCCUUCCCCCUCAAAUACUUUUUAAAACAGGGCACUGGUUCUAUUAAACCUUAAAUGUAUGUGAACAAAUGAGCAAGCAUGGGAAAGUGAGCAAAACAUAAUUUAACAGCAAUGUGUUACUUUUAUAGAAAUAAAAAUAAGGAUGUAAAUAACUCAAAAAGGUGGAAGAUGCUUAAUUCAGAUUUCCCUCCUCCCCCUUUUGUAUUGCAAAGCGCAGAAGAUAGUAGCUCUCGGUUCAAGUUGCAUGUGAGAUUAAAAGGAUAUUCAGUAUUUUUGAUGUCAGAUACUUAUUUUCAUUUUGCAGAUUUGCAUUCUUUCCAUUUCAGCAGCUGAGUAUAACUAAAACCGAAGUUCAUACAGAGAAUUUCAAGGUUUGCCAACAUGUUUUCAAUAAAAAUAUGGCAUUCCUGGAGUUGCCUUUUCUCUCUGUUAUGCACACCUAACGCUGUUUCUCUCUAGAUGCCUACACUUUGUGCCUCACAAAUGGAAUCAGAAUUACGAAAGUUACAUUUGCAAACUCAGGUUCAUGGCCCCAAAGUGAGGCACUCAAGAGUCAAAUUCAUAGUAAGCCAAAGAGGUGAUUCACUGUGUGCAAAAACAUAUUGCUUAUAACACAAUUUUACUUUGGUUUUUCACCCAAAACAAAAAAUAAAAUCCCUUUUAAGUAACACACCAUUUAACUCCUGGGUAGUUUAAAAUGCAGAUUGGAAGUUGGUGAGGGUGUUCCCAAGAUCAAGAUUAAAAUUUACAAUGAUGAUGAUUCAAAUAUGUCAUUAGAUGUGUGAAAGUAUACAAAUCAUAACCACUGUGUCAUUUCAAAACAUUGCAAAGUAAUUUAAUAAUGCAAAGAAUGAGAAAGUUUUUUCGGAGCUAAUUCUUACAGUAUUGUUAGCUGCUUUAGUUGCCAUAAUUAAGAUUGCAUAGUGAUUAACAUCUCCUUUUAAAAAUAUGUUGCUAGUGCACAAAGAAUGACAUACUUCUCAAGCAAGGAGGAAUGUAUAUUAUUUAACUUGGUUGGUCUGAAUCAUCUAUGGGUUUUGAAUGUUGUUUCAUUAGACUUUACAAUAAACCAUAUUAAUGCCCACGAGUUGCUGACAUACGUUGUUUCGCUUAAAAAAAAACCCCAAACAAACAACUCCAUGACAUCAGAAAGCAGUCAGUGCCUCUUCAGGUAAGCAGGAUAAUGAAUCUUUUUAAGUUUUAUGUGAUAGAUGCUCAACUGAUUUAUUAUGAGUAUGUUUAUUCUCUCUGCAAAAGAGUCUCAAAGCAGUUCACAGGAAAAGUAAACAAUUUAAAAUCUAGAAAUAAAUGAAACUUAAAAUAGAAUUAAAUAUUAAUGGUAUUAAAAAAUUUAAAAAUUAAAACCGAUUGAGGACUAGCUUGACAGAAAUCCGGAAUGCCACUUGGAUGUUCUGAGAUCCUCUGUAAACUAUCCAAUACCAUUUGACAUGCAGGGGAAAUGAAUUCUGUUUGAUAAUUAGAAUUCCAUUUUGCAAUGGAAUGACUUUAGGAGUGACUUUAUUACCUUUAUUGGGGCUGUUGGUCAUUCCAAUAUAAUGUUCAGGUUGCAUAAUUCUAUUUACUUUGUUACUUGGAAAGAUGACCACUCUGUUCUAUAUAGAGUAGCUUCUGGAAGCUAUAUAGAAUACAGAGUGAGGAUUUCCUGUGGCCUCCAUCUUUUAAUCUUAAAAUUUUGUUAUUAUUAUUAAAGCUGAGGUAUUUCUAUGUUUCAGUUCUGCAGAUGUCAGAUUGUGCAUUCAUGGCAGUUGCUGACAAAGCAUAUAAGCAGCCCACCUUAGCCUAGAACAGAUAGAAUAUGCCAUUCCCUUUUUACCGUAUUUGGAGGAGUUUACUGUUAAUGUUUUAGAUCAAAAGUGAACAAUUGGCCUUUCAAAUGGUUUUCACCAAUUCUCACUAGGCGCAAGCAGCAUGGCCAAUUGUGGAUUAUGGGAGAUGCAGCUGAGAGGGGGUGACUGUGACCCAACCCAUUUUAGAGGCCAUCUGAAAUAGGUAAUUUCUGACCUAUCAGUAGCUGCUUUUUGUGUGACUCAGCCACACUAUAUUGCCGUAGAAGUUGGCAUACACCAGCCAAGGAGCACAUUUUCAUAAUUAACUAAAGUACAAUGAAAAGGCUAGGAUUUGCAAAUACAGAGACAAGAAAGAAAAAUGACUUCUUUGAUUCUCACUUUAAUGCCAGUUUUGCAACUGAUAAAGCAGCUUGAAGGAGUUAUGUUACAUGAGCCUCAUUAAUCUCAUGCUGUUAAAUCUCAGCCUUGGAUUUUGUGCACUGUCUGAUGCUAUUGCUAAGCUUCUCUUGUUUUCUAAGGUGCUUUGGUAUAAAAUUAAAGCUGACCAAAUGUUGCUAAGCUGGAGGUAAUUUUGAAAGGUAAACUUGAAAGUGUUGAAUAAAUGUUUAGACAAUACA